Messenger RNA from Nymphaea colorata (pocket water lily), 1285 nucleotides. Its product is annotated as transcription factor MYB41-like. Lineage: Eukaryota; Viridiplantae; Streptophyta; Magnoliopsida; Nymphaeales; Nymphaeaceae. The record is from RefSeq and is a predicted model, not a curated record. Bases 142 to 1095 code for a protein of 317 amino acids. The transcript is spliced from 3 exons.
AACCCUUAAUGCCUAAAGUCUGUUCUUCAAGACCCACAAGUUAAUUUCCUUUGAAGAGAGAGGGAGUUGGCUCACCCUCUAACCAGUAAAGGCUUUUAGAGAGCCAUUUGCUUCUGCUCUGGUCCAUUCCAGGUCGCAGCAAUGGGGAGGUCUCCAAGCCGUGAUGAAAAUGGAGUGAAGAAAGGGCCCUGGACUCCUGAGGAAGACCAGAAGCUGGUCGACUACAUCCAUAAGAAUGGCCAUGGAAGCUGGAGAGCUCUCCCAAAGCUCGCCGGUCUCAACAGGUGUGGGAAGAGUUGCAGACUCAGGUGGACCAACUAUCUAAGGCCAGACAUCAAGAGAGGCAACUUCUCCUUUGAUGAGGAACAGACCAUAUUGAGCCUUCACCAAGUCCUGGGAAACAAGUGGUCUACGAUUGCGACCCACUUGCCCGGCCGCACUGAUAACGAGAUCAAGAAUCACUGGAACACGCAUCUCAAGAAGAAGCUCAUCCAAAUGGGGAUCGAUCCUGUGACCCACAAGCCAAGGAUGGACCUAGGUCUGCUCUCAGGUUUAUCUUCACUCGACCAGAGCCUUAGACUGCAGCCUGAAGCAGCACAAUUAGCCGGCUUGUUCUAUUUGCAAAACCUUCUUCAGGCAGUGAUCAAUGUUAAACCUUUUUCCCUUCCUGGUUUAAAUGUUCCACCAUUGAUGCCAAAUUACCAGCUUGAAACUCUCCCUUCAAACACUGCGCUCCCGAUAGACCAAUUUCAGAUGAACACCAGCCUGCCUGAUUUGAGCCCUACUGCAGAAAUUCCUUCUGGGUACCAACAAAAUCUUGUUUAUGAUCAUGAUAAUGGCGGCACAAUGUUUCCGCUUCUAGCCACGCCUCCGUCGUCGCCACCUACUCCAGCCAAUAUUAGCCCAUUUCAGGAUCAGAUGAACCAACAACCUGAGAUCUCAAAUAGUUCUUCAACUACUACUCCAAUGAUGGCGACCAUGACACCAACCAGUUUGGACAUGUUGGGGCAGCUCAAUCUUGAUGACCCAAGCGGUGACUACUGGGCAGACCUUCUAAGCCAACUCCCUGCGUACAAAUGCAUGGAAACAUCUUAGCAAGAUGGGAAGAAGCAUGUACAAGUCUCCAUGUACAAACAUUUUUCAUUCUUGAGAUCGUUCCUUCUUUCAAUGUGAUCAGAUGUGUUGAGUGGUGCGCAGUUGCUGUGAAUAAAAACAAGUUCAUAUUUUUGUAAGAUGGUAUCACAUAGAUUGUACAUCUCAUGUUUUGAGAAGAAAGGGACAUCAA